Molecule: messenger RNA, 1338 nt
Organism: Indicator indicator
Lineage: Eukaryota; Metazoa; Chordata; Aves; Piciformes; Indicatoridae
Gene: ING5
Product: inhibitor of growth family member 5
Exons: 9
Coding region: 1-723 (240 amino acids)
Biological process (GO): positive regulation of DNA-templated transcription; positive regulation of apoptotic signaling pathway
Cellular component (GO): nucleus
Molecular function (GO): chromatin binding
Source: RefSeq, a predicted model, not a curated record
AUGGCGACCGCCAUGUACCUGGAGCACUACCUGGACAGUAUUGAAAACCUGCCUUGUGAGCUGCAAAGGAACUUCCAGCUGAUGCGGGAGUUGGAUCAGAGAACAGAAGAUAAGAAAGCAGAAAUUGACAGUCUUGCAGCAGAAUACAUUGAAUCAGUGAAGAACAUGUUGCCUCAGGAGAGAGUGGAACACCUGAAGAAAAUCCAGAAUGCCUACAGCAAAUGUAAAGAGUACAGUGAUGAUAAAGUCCAGCUGGCCAUGCAGACAUAUGAGAUGGUGGAUAAGCACAUCCGCCGCCUGGAUGCAGACUUGGCGCGGUUUGAAGCGGAUCUGAAGGACAAACUGGAAGGCAGUGACUUUGAAAGCCCAGGAUCUAGAAGUGUGAAAAAGGGACGAAGUCAGAAAGACAAAAAAGGCUCUCGUGGUCGAGGCAGACGAACAUCUGAAGAAGAUACACCAAAGAAAAAGAAAAUUAAAGGAGGGUCUGAGUUUGCAGAUACCAUCCUGUCAGUGCACCCCUCAGAUGUCCUAGACAUGCCAGUGGAUCCCAAUGAACCUACCUACUGCCUGUGUCACCAAGUGUCCUAUGGAGAAAUGAUUGGCUGUGACAACCCAGAUUGCCCAAUUGAGUGGUUCCACUUUGCUUGUGUGGAUCUCACCACCAAACCAAAAGGCAAAUGGUUUUGUCCUCGUUGUGUUCAAGAAAGAAAAAAAAAGAAGUAAGGAGUUGAGGGGAAUAUCCUCUGAGCACAUUUGCAUAUUCUUGACUUUAAGCUGCCUUUCAGAUUAUGAAUGUGAAUCCUUGCAGUCAUCACAGUUUCAGCUGCUGCAGCAGAAGGAAUUAGAAGGAAAUUAGGACCAGGAAAACAAAAAUCUGGCAUUUUUUUCUCUUCAUGCAUGCAGAAGUUGAGGGGAGAGCAGGAAGACUUUUGUCUUCACAUAGAUCCCCAAUAUCUUGGGACUUUCCAGCCUACAAUUGAAGAUGGUGGGGAAAGGUGGAGAGGGGGAGAAAAAACAAACAAACAAACAAAAACCCCACAGCAAAUCACCCUGCAGCAGUAGGCACCAGAGCUCAGGAGCUUUGCUGGCUGUCAUCCCUUGUGGUUGUGGAUGGCAGCUCUGUGUAGGGCUGUAUACUGCUUUGCAUACCAUUAUGCAGGAGCUCUUGGUACAAACUGCUGCAAAGGCAUUAGGAAACUUCCACAUAAGCUUUUGUUUUGCUCUAAAAUCAAUCUGCAUAAAACAGUGAAGAAGGAAAAUUUUUUGAAUAAAAAAUACAAGAAAAAAACCACACCAAAAAACCCCACACAAAAGAAAAAAAAAUGCACACACACACAC